AUGGCACCUUUGGAGCCUGAUAAGGAAGGCUCGUCCCUGCUCCGGCAGUCGACUUUGACGCAUAUUCCUGGAGCCGCCUCGAUCAUUUCGUUUGACCAUCUCCGCGCGUCGACGCAAACGGACGUGCUCCUCGCUAUCAAACCCGUCCGCCUCGCCCACAUUGCCAGCCAGCAAAAGAACCACGAGUAUCGCAAAUACCGACUGCCCGACGAGGUCGUACGGCUGUGGUUCUACGAGACGCGCGACGGCACCGACGAGGGCCGCUCCUCCAUCACUACCCGAGAAACCCUCGGCAUCGGCGACGGCGACUUCAACGCCGGUCGCAAAGUGUCCAAAUACGGCUAUCCCGUCCUGGAGCUCUACGAGCUUGCGCGCCCUGUCGCGCUGGACGAGAUAAUACCGUCGCUGGUUGUCGGUAUCCGUAGGUCUAGGUAGAUGGUCCGCGUUUCCGCCUCGGUUUCUGGCCCCCCGGGGGCGACGACACGAUAUUGUGUCGCCUGACAACCCCUAUCGUCAAAGGCGAAGAUAAUUACUGUUAGUUGUCACGGCAGCGAUUUUGGAUGAUAUCUACUAUCGUGGGGGAAAACUAGGAGAUAGGCCGGAGGGCCAGCUACCCCAGCCCUUACCAAACUAGGCUUCGAGCUCCUACGAUUUCCC
Molecule: messenger RNA, 657 nt
Organism: Lasiosphaeria miniovina
Lineage: Eukaryota; Fungi; Ascomycota; Sordariomycetes; Sordariales; Lasiosphaeriaceae
Exons: 4
Coding region: 1-435 (144 amino acids)
Source: RefSeq, a predicted model, not a curated record